UCGGUUUUAUUCGUUAAAGUUGUGGAUGAGGAAGGUCGGUAGCUGAUGAGGAAAGAGAAACGCGUGUGGCAACGUCCUAACAUCACACGGGUUUCACGCUGUCUGUGCGGGGAGACGGCUUCCUCAUCGACCCUCCCCCAAUACAACCCUCAUUUACAACCUCCAGCAGCGUGUGUGUGUGAGUGAGAGUGUGUGAGUGAGUGUGCAAGAUCCUGUAACCUCUCAGUAGCGGAACUGCGUUGUCGUUAAAGCUGCGGAUCGCUGUUAGCCCCCACUGCUCCAGCCAUUGUAUCGCUGAAGAGAUCGGACUGAAGGAGGCAGUCAGGAGUAAGGCUGCUCUGGUUUUAGGAGCGUCUGCAGUCAACAAGUUCCUCGUAGCUAUUGGUAUCUCUCAGGAUUCCUUCUAGCCCUGCCUUAAAUGACUGAUAUCGCACACCUACUUCCAACAUUCCUGCACUCAUUUUUUUACGGAUUCUGCAACCCAUUAGGUUUUGUUUCACACAAUGUUGAAGGUUCUAACCAAAAAACUCAGAGCACAAACGUUGAAUGAGAUCCAGCCCUUUCAACUGAAGAUAUCCUACUCGCCAAGAAAUGAGGAUGACAGUGACGAUUCGGAAGGGGAGAAUCAAGAAUUGGCACUGAUUGACCAAGAAAGUCAAAGGAAUUGUCGCUUGUCGUCAUUGUCGCCGAUAUGUCGAGAAAGUCAGAAGCAUCUCUGCAAAGUACGGACUGUAUUUGAUCCACUGGACUGCGAGAGCUCCGAGGAAGAGCUUGAACGCAUCAACAGAGAAUUUGGAGGGGAGAAGCGCAAGUGGUCGCAGGUGAACCGACUCAGUUGCUAUAGCGACAGUGCGUCGUCCAGCGAUGAAGAGGUCAAAGACUUGUGUGGUAUGUCUUUCAAGCCUGUGCCACAAGCCGAUCAGAAAUAUAUCCACAGCAGCCCUGUGCCAUUCAGUGCCACCCCUCCUAAAAGACUCCAUCCCUUGGUCCAGAGGCCAUCCGGACAGAUCAUACUGCAUAGUGUCGGCACCUCAGUUGACCAGGCGACACCCUGCAAACGGCACCGACAGGGCCAAGACUUCAGCAGGCCAAGCCUGGAUUUGGAGAAAAUGCAACAGAAGAUGUUGCUGAAGAAAAGCUGUGAAGCUAAAACAAGAAUUAUUAAAAUUCGAAGCAUCAGUGGCAGCUGCCCCCCACCGCGAUACUUGUACAACCCGUCGAGCUUUACGUUUCGCCCGCUGAGCACCUUGACCCCCGUGAGUUCAAUGGCUCCAGUUGAAGAACCACCAUGUGCCUACUGAAGGAUGUGCUGACCCUUUUCUGCAGAGAGCUGCCUGGGAGGCGAGUUGUGACAGAGGAGCAGGACUGGGACUCCCUCGUGGGCACUGCCAGGCUUGUGCCUGCCUAUUGGAGCAGUCCGUAAGAACUGAUUAUUUUUGACAGAUUAAUGUGAUCAAAAGUAUGAAACUUUAUUGCUAGGAGGGGCUUUGUAACAUUCCUAGGUCUGUGCUGGAGCUAUUAAAGAACAGUGGAUGAUGGACAUUGAAAUUUCUACCCUUGUAUAAAUAGUUAUAUUAAAUAAAGGAACACCUUUGUAUAUA
Messenger RNA from Hemiscyllium ocellatum (epaulette shark), 1601 nucleotides. RefSeq lists its product as uncharacterized. NCBI's taxonomy places the organism in Eukaryota, Metazoa, Chordata, Chondrichthyes, Orectolobiformes, Hemiscylliidae. Bases 504 to 1301 code for a protein of 265 amino acids. The transcript is spliced from 5 exons. The record is from RefSeq and is a predicted model, not a curated record.